AGAAAAGGCAGCAAGCAGUUCCAGCCCGACAACCGACGACGCCCGUGCUUGGAUGCAGCGCCCGUACUGGACCCCGGGAGCGACCAAGAGUGCGGUGACUCCCAAGAACAACGGAGUCAAGCCUUCAGCGCCAGUCAAGACGACUGUUGCACCACCUGCAGCCGUGCAAUGCAAGUUGCCAGCGGCGCCAUCGGCGGCAACGCCACGCGCACGGACUAAAGUCGCGGCGACGACCAAGCCUCCAAGCCUUGUCAAGCAGCUUCUCAAGGUCUGCAAGAUCGUACGCCAGCCGGUAGCCCCGAAACCGGUAGCUCCUGUUGUCGUGACCAAGACGGUGCAACGAGCGGCAGUGCAAGCCAAACCACGCCCCGACCUCGCACAAAGCACUGUACAGCCACGAAACACUGCCGCGAGAGUGCUCUCAGCACCCAAGGCCCGGCUGCAACCAGUCACCGUCACGUUGCCCGCGAAGCGCCAGCCAGCGAGGUUGCCCAUGCGCGAGCGUCUCUGGCGCAUGACUGAUGUCAACGGGAUCGACAGCCUCGUACCUACUACGGGCGCUGUGUACGGUUGCGCAAAGCAGUGCACGUUUGACUGGGCCAAGCCCACGCGCCCAUCAACCUGUGACGGCCCCAGCCAAGGUCAAGGGUCCACGGAAACUGAGAUCAUGUGGAGCAUGCUCACCCACCGCGUCCCAGUGCAGUAUUCACCCUCGCUCUCAAGCAAGGUCCUUACGCGCCCGAGUCCAUGGUGGGUUUCGUACCCCCAAAAGGUACUUCGCAACACCAAAUAUCGCCUCCACGACAGCUUCCAGUCGCUCGCCCCCGACGUGCUCCUUGCCCUUGGGUACUUUUACCCGCGUCCCAAAGCUCGCCGUCUGCGCUUGGCAUGAGCCAUCAUUCUCUCGCGCCAUCCUUGCUGAUCCUUGCGCUUGUAGUUGGGAUCACUCGUAUCUAACACUGUAAUCUUAUGACCUCU
This is a messenger RNA of Saprolegnia diclina VS20, 978 nucleotides long. RefSeq lists its product as hypothetical. The record is from RefSeq and is a predicted model, not a curated record. The transcript has a single exon. NCBI's taxonomy places the organism in Eukaryota, Oomycota, Saprolegniomycetes, Saprolegniales, Saprolegniaceae. The coding region runs from base 53 to 892 and encodes 279 amino acids.